UGGAUCUGGUGCGAGUGGUCAUGCGGUGGUACAGUGCUGAGUGCUUGAAAAUUGUGUCUGUAGAUUUGAACAGUAGAUUAACAUGAGAAAUAGACAGCUGCCCUACACUACGCAUAUUACUAACUGAGUGAUAUAUACGAUUAAAAGAGUACUUCAUAUUUACAUUACGCUGAAUCGAACAUCGCCGUCUGUAAAAGCAGUGUCCUUGACUUCGAAUAAAAAUAAUUAUCCUGUUUAACCGUUAAGAAACAUAUUUAUUGGUCAUCGAAUACUGGUGUUACAAAGUGCGAUAGGACGAAGAGUGCAAAGUGGUAUUGUGGUGUCUAUGUGUCAGAAACUGGAAGAUGUCAGCAGAGCAGUAUGCUAGAACAUAUGGCACUCACUCUUUAACUCCAGCUUGUUUGGGGGUCAAAUGCAGAUUAACAAAGAUUCUUUCCUCUGGUGCAAUGCUUUCUUGUGUUACAUACACAGCCAUCAUCUCUGAAACUUAGAUAGGGAAAAAAAACCAUGCCAGCUACCAAUGAUAUGGAGCCUGCAGCGGACUGUCGCAGUGUGACAGACAGUGUCGGAAGUCAUAGUGACCUGUCUGUGCACACUGCAUCGACAGCACAGACACAGUUGCAGCGUCCACGUAUGGAUGUUGUUUGUGUAAUUGACCUGCAUCAACCAGACUAUCUGGCUCAUAGAAAGAGAGCUCUAGAAGAAGUCCGCCAAGCGUGUGCUCUAGUUAAUGCAGCUAUGAACCAUAUACAGUUUGAAAAACUGGAUUUUGGUGAAACAAAUGUGUUGGAUACAUUUUAUAAUGCUGAUGUGGCAGUCGUGGAUCUGUCAGUACAGAUUCAGCAGAGUUCUCUCUUCUAUCAUUUGGGAGUCCGUGAAAGCUUUGGGAUGAAGGAGAAUAUAUUACUAUAUAAUGACUUCGAUACAGAGGCAACUUUAAGACUGAAGAUAUCAUGUGGCAGCUAUACCUUUGUGUCGUAUCGACUUCUUGACUGUGGGACGUGCGUUACAACAAAUCCUGCAGCUGCAAGACUUACAGGAGAAGAAGGCUCUCUGGAUCCUAAACAACAUUUAACAAUCAAACUGAAAAAGUUACUCCAAGAUGUAGAAAUUCAGUCAAAAGCACACAUGAAGGAGAAGUUUUUAGCUGACUUGCGUAAAGCGAGAGAAACAUAUACGGGAGAGGAAUUAGCAAGAGUGCUUCAUAAUAUGAGGAAAAGACUUGAUGAUCCCAAUGUGCUCUCUGGUGAAGUGCUGCUGAAUGUGUUAAUAUCAUUUAGAGAAAUUCAAGAUUAUGAUGCCAUGGUGCAACUUGUUGACGACUUGCGAACUGUACCAAAUAAGAGGAAUUAUAUAACUACUUCAGCAAUAGGAUACCUCUAUGCAUUUGCACUGAACAGGCGCAAUAAAGAAGGCGACAGAGAACGAGCUCUCAGAGUGAUUGAGAAAGCUUUGGAGAAGAAGGAAAAUCAUGUACCUGAUAUAGUUUGUCUUUGUGGUAGGAUAUACAAAGACAAGUUUGUUGAAUCUCAGCAUCAAGAUAAAGAUAGUUUAAUGAAUGCUAUUCAUUGGUAUAGAAAAGGAUUUGAAGUGCAGCCGAAUGAAUAUGCUGGCAUUAAUUUAGCAACAUUGCUUGUUAUAGCUGGUAAUGAGUUUUCAAAAUCAGAAGAGCUGCAGCAUAUAGGUAUGGUCCUCAACAAUUUAAUUGGUAAAAAGGGUAGCCUGUCAUCAUUACAAGACUACUGGGAUGUUGCCACUUUCUUCGAAAUUAGUGUUUUAGCAGAAGAUUACUCAAAAGCUAUCCAAGCAGCAGAAUGCAUGUUCAAGUUAAAGCCACCAAACUGGCACGUUAAAUCUACGAUAGGAAACAUCUCUCUCAUAGACAGGUUUAGAAAGAAAAAUGAAGAUGCAGAAAUUUCUCCUGAGGAACAAGUAUUUGGAUUUUGGAUGGAAUACUUCGUGGAAUCAACAAAAACCGAAGUGGGAGAUAGCAUAAGAUUUCCUAUGCUUGUUUUGGAGCCAGAUAAGGUAUUCAUGCCAAGUUAUGUAACUGUGAAUCUUGGAGCAGAAGAAAAGUCAAUUGAGAUAUGGAACAUGUGUCUGGAUAGCAUGAAGGGAAAAUGUCGAAAGGUGCACAAAUGGCUUUUUGCAGCUAGUCAGAUUAGAAGUGUUAGUUUAUACAAGAGAGAUGAGCGCUGCCUGUUCCUGUAUGUACACCAAAACUCUGAUGACUUUCAAAUGUACUUUCCAUCAGUCCAGUGUCGUCAAAGGUUUUUUGAUUUGGUGAAAGAGAUGACAGGGGACCAAGAAGGAAUGGUUAUGGACCUGGAUGCUCAGCAGGCAGAGGAUCAGAUAAAAUAUGAAUAUGAGCAAGAUGAACAAGGAAAAAGAAUUGUGUUAGGAAAGGGCACUUUUGGAGUUGUGUUUGCUGCCAGAGAUCUAAUAACCCAAGUAAGGAUAGCAGUGAAAGAAAUUCCAGAGAAAAAUAAAGGAGAUGUUCAGCCAUUGCAUGAAGAAAUAAAGCUACACUCUCAGUUGAGACACAGAAACAUUGUGCAGUAUUUGGGUUCAGUGUCAGAAGAUGGUUACUUCAAGAUUUUCAUGGAGCAAGUACCAGGGGGAAGCCUGUCUGCCUUGCUGAGCUCCAAGUGGGGACCACUGAAAGAAAAUGAAUCUACUAUUGUUUAUUACACAAAACAAAUCUUAGAAGGCCUUAAGUACCUCCAUGAUCAGAAAAUUGUUCAUAGGGAUAUAAAAGGCGACAAUGUCUUAGUGAACACAUAUAGUGGUGUUGUGAAAAUAUCCGAUUUUGGAACCUCAAAACGUCUUGCUGGAUUGGCAUCUAGUACAGAAACAUUUGCAGGAACUCUGCAGUAUAUGGCACCUGAAGUUAUUGAUAAGGGGCAGAGGGGAUAUGGUGCUCCUGCAGACAUAUGGUCACUGGGGUGCACCAUAGUGGAAAUGGCAACUGGAAAGCCACCAUUCAUUGAACUUGGUUCUCCACAGGCAGCCGUAUUUAAGGUAGGCUAUUACAAGAUUCAUCCUGAAAUCCCUCCUGAAUUAUCAGAAAAGGCAAAGAAUUUUAUUUUAUGUUGUUUUGAACCUGAUCCUGAGAAAAGAGCUACAGCAGCAGAUUUGCUGGAACAUCCCUUCCUCACAGAUAAAAAGAAGAGCUCUCGACUUAGUACUCCUCAAGAGUUCAGUCGGAGCAUUUCAGUACCAGCAGACAGAGUAACAGUUAAAAUUGAUAAAGGUGCAAGUAGUCACAACAGCACUCAUGGUCAGACAUCACCUGAGGACGGUGGCUUCAAUACUAAGUCGAACCCUGUGAAAUCAAGGGGACCUUCACUGCUCUCCCCAAUCAGCAUGCCUGCAGCUCUGUCUUUCUCCAGUCUCAGUACACCCACAUAUGAGACAGAUCAAGAGAGUGGUGUAAAUAUGACACGACGAAGUUCAUCAGGUGGCUUACUUUCCCCAGAAGUUGACAUACCUACACCUAAAGGAGGUGGAGUUUUGGGAUUGGGAGAGGCCUCAGAACAAGAUGGAUUUUAUUUGUUGAAGAAAGAUUCCCAGAGACGCAUGACUCUGUCAAGAGUUAUCAGCCAAGAUGAGCAAAAGAUCUGUGAGGUGUGGAUGCAGAACAUACAAAGGGAGCUGUUAGCAACAGUUCUUUCCACAACACAUCUGGUGGCAAUGAUUCGCAGCCUGAGAAACUAUAUAUCAGAUCAAAACAAAGAAUCACUUGAAAACGCAAUACAUACAUUGAAAGAAGAGCUGGAUUUUGAUGCAGAUGCUAUUAACCAGCUGCAUUUCUCAUUGUACCUCAUCCAAGAUGCUGUGAAUGUGGUGUUAAGACUUCAUAGUAUCAAGCCUCACUGGAUGUUUGCCUUAGACAAUCUUGUUCGUAAUGCUGUUCAAGCAGCUAUAACAGUAAUGUCACCAGAGCUGGGUGCCAACUUGGCAGGUCAGGAUAAUCGUGAACAAAGUGUACCUGAUGGACCUGAUGGAAGCUCCACAUCUGGCAUGUCAACUGUCAACUCUGUGAAAUCACAGAAAACUGUCGACAGCCUCUCCAAUUCAGCCAAGUUCCGUCUGGAGUACCGAGAGCAGCUUGGUGUCCUGCGCUCAGAAAACUUGAGAUUACUGCAAGAAUUAGUGGACAGCCAGAAAUCCUACCAGACACUGUUGCGGCAGGCCUUAGAAGAUCAUCGUUUGCAGUUGGCAUUACUCUCUCAGACUGUGCAGCAGCUGAACCUUGUGUCAUCAUGCACUUGCCAAUCACAUGCUGAUACAGGUUAUGGAUCACAUAGAUCAGUGAGCUCAAAUGAUGCUGCAAGCUCCCCUGCAGGUCUGCUUCCACAGAUCAGUGUGACCGAUAGCUCAGCUGACUCACGAUUGAUUGAAUGGUUGCAGAACUUGAAACUAGACCAGUCCACUAUUGACAGGUUCCUGUUUGAAGAAUACUGUUUAGAUGAUGUUUUACUGUACAUCACACGUGCAGAUCUUCGCAAAUUGUGCUUAAGAGGUGGUGUCGAGUUGAGAGUAUGGAAAGCAAUUCUCAAAUGGAGGCGUGAGCACCGAGCUAACUUAAGUGCUGAGCGAUCUGACAGUGCAACCAGAACCCACCGCUCGACAAGUAAGAUAGAUGGUGGCGAUUCAAACCCUUUUGACAGGACUUGUAGUGAAAGCACAGAUACCACAGACUGAUUUUUGUUUCCAUAUAUUCUGUACUAAUAGACACCUAAUCUAUAGCUGCACUUAAGGCACUGGAAUCGUACCUGUUAAUUUCUGUAAAUGUAGUGGCUUUGAUGUAAAAUGACACAUUGUGCAGGAUUUUUCACUUCCCAUGGAAGUUGGAGUAUGAAGAUUUACAUUUUAACUGGCAAAAAUGCUUCCACAUUGUGAUAUUCAUCUGUUGACACGUUGUACCUUAAUCUGUGAUACCAUACAGUAUCGUUGCCUUGCAGUUUCUAUCAACAUAUUGGAAAAAGAAGUGUGUGUGUGUGUGUGUGUGUGUGUGUGUGUGGGUGCGCGCGUAUGUUGUUAUGGGAAGUAUGAGUAAAGAGAUUUAUCUCACGUUAUGACAUCACAUUGUAUUACUUUGUCAUUUUUAAAAUUAGUUAUUUAUUUUCUGUUGUGUUGUGUGCAGCGGAAUACUUUUCUUUCCAUUGCAAAGAUAAUAUUUGCAUCAUAGAUCUGAUACUUUUAUGAUACAUGAAAGUCACUCUCCCUAUUUAUCUAUCUUUCAUUCUUUCACCUCUGCCUGUCCCCCCCUCUCAGCUGAUGUGUUUGUUGUGCAUGAGAGGGAGGGGGGGGGGGGGGGGGAGAGAGAGAGAGAGAGAGAGAGAGAGAGAGAGAGAGAGAGAGAGAGAGAGAGAGUAGGAGGGGAGGGAAUUAGAAUCAUGUCUAGAGCUAAAUUUAAAGUUUAAAGCUUUUAUUUGGGAUGUCAGUGACUUUCUCUGCAGAUACACUUUGUUGCAAUUCUGUAAAUUAAAUUUUUGCUAAAAGCAUUCUUCUGAAACAUUUGUUUCUGAAACAUUUGUGUGAACGCUUAGUACUGGAGCAAGCAUGAAUUAUAAAUGCAGCCAGUAAAACUUAAGGAUGGAUUCUAUUUAUUAUUAUGUAUAUAUAUACACAUAAUGUUUAGAUAAAACUGAAAUGUGAUGUGUUCAAAAAGAGACACAUAAGCAGCUGUAGCAAAGCUACAAUGGUUCUAUACUAGUUAGGACUAAAAUUUGAUAAUCAUUUCAUGGUUACACAUGACUGUUUCUGUGCAAAGCUGUUCACUUGGAAUGGUGUUAAUUUGACUUUCCUUUCCUUUUUGUUGAUUUAUAUUUUUGCAUGUAACUCUUUAUUGUUAUAGGAAUAAGACAAUAACUGUAUGUGUUGAUCUUCUUAUGACAUCAUCCAUUUUUGUUACCAGUGGAAAUGUAGUGUCUCCAAGAGACCAACAAAAUAUGUGUGACAUCUUUUAGUAUAAUCUCUAUGCCUUCAGUUAAAUGAAGUGUGAAUAUUUUGUACCAUUGCGCUGGAAAUCUGUUAGAGAUCUUUUGUCUGCAACAAAAAAGUCUCACUUGUGUUAUUAGUAAGCAUACCAGAAGCAGAAACAAGAGAGUACGUGUCUGUGGAAGGGUGUUUAGAAAGUGAUGCUAUUUUUUGUAGUCUCUACAUGACAAUAUGGCUGAGCAUUUAGAGGAAGUUCCUCACAGAAACUGGUGCUAUCUGUGUAUUACUGUAUACAAGACUUGUAUGAAUUUCUUCUGUAAAUUUAACUGAUGGUGCGAUGGUCAUUUUAUCAUAUGUGUUCUGGGAUGAGAGUAUUAAAACCAUAAUUUCAUAGGUGUUGUGUUGGAGGGUGAAGUUCUCAAAAGUUAAAUAAUAAUGCCAGUAAUUUUGGGAAGGGGAUAGGGGGGGGGGGGGGGGGCAACCAAAGAGAUGAUCCUUUUUCUGGAUACCUUGCAGUGACUUACACUUCAUGGCGAUAAAUACUAUCGUCCAUACUGUGAGGUGUCCAUAUUUCAAUCCUGAAAAAAUUUUAUUCAUUGUUGUCCAUGAUAACACUGUUUAGCAUCAAGGAAGAUGUCUGCUGCUUUUCAGUAAUUCUGUGUAAUUAGACACCAAUUUAUACAAACUUAGCUACAUCUACUCCUGGCAUACACCCUCCAAGCUGCCUGCCCCCUCACAUUUUUUCUAAAAUAAAUCUGCUCUCUUAACUGGCAAAUGAAAAGUGUACACUCUGUAGAUUAAUCAGUUUCUGCAAAAAACAAAAAGAAAAAUCUGUAACUGAAUAUUGACUGUUUCCUUUGCAUUACAUGGUCUUGCACAUUUCAAGUUUUUUUAGGGGAGUUCAAUAAUUCUUUAUUCAGAAACCAAACAUGCUUCCUGCCCUGACACACAGGCUUACCAAUUCAAUGUCAGUUUGAAGAAAGGCAGAAAAUAUAAUGAAUACUGAUCAGCAGCAAGAACACCUAGAACCAUUUGUGUGCAACUUUAUAACUAUUUCACUCAUAGUGAAAGCAACAAGAGUUGCCUCACCCUGUUCCACCCCCCCCCUCCCCCCCUCCCCCCAGCCCAGAUCCCGAGUGCGCUCUUAUCUGUAUGUGUGUAUGUGUUAAAAUGUGUUAAGCACCUUCCAUCUGUGGAGUAAAUAGUUCUUUGUAUUUGUUUACAUUGUGGAUCUUUCAUUAGUGUAAUAAUUAUUUACUGUAGCUACUCAUGAUUUUCAUUUACAUGAGACAAUAAUUUGAAUUUCCUGUUGAGUGAAUCUCCCUGUAAACAAGCUAAUAAUAAUUCGUUUUCAAUAAAAAGUAAAUAAAUGUAUUAUUAGCAACCCAGAAAACUUGGUAAAUGACAAGCACUGAUGUUUAAUUGCUUGUGAUUAUACUAAAGCAUCACAGCAUUUUGGGUAUUUGAUCAUGCUUAUAAAAUAAUCUCAUACUAAUUGUUCUUUUUGACUGUGUCAACAUUUAUGCUCUCUUUCCUUUAUUUUAUUGUUUGUGGAAGACUGUAUGCCACAGAUCUGUAAUGACAACCAUCUAAAGACUGAAGAAAAUAAAACUUCUAUUCACCAAGUGGCAUAGCAUAAUGCAGACUGUUACUUUUUUGUUACUUAUUAACCCUAUCUUGUUUCUGUUUUGAUUCUGAAGUAAUUUUAGAAGCAUUUUUUGUGAUAAACUAGUUAUUACCACAGUGCAUACAGUACAGUCUGCAUUGUCACACAGUAUAACAUGCUUAGCAGCAAGUAAUGCUGCAUGAUUCAUUCAGUUAUAUUUUAAUACUUGUAAUACCACUAUUCUAUAAUUUUUUUUAUCUUAAACACUGUUGUUGUCUACAUAAAAAGAAAAAGUACUUUAUAGAAAUGAGAUCACUGAAAUCUUUUUGAUGUGUGUCAUUGCUAGCAAUGCGAAAUGACUGCAUUGUACUAUGGCUGCAGAGUGGAAAUUGGUUGAGCACUGUUGAAGGCUUGUUGUUUUUGUUAACUUAGAAAACAAGGGGGGGGGAGGGGGGAGAGACAGACGGAUGGACAGACAAAGAGCUAUAUAUUUGAGUGCUGCACUGCCUUGUCUUUUUAAAUACAGAUGCUCACCAUUGGUGAAGAGACAUCCAUCAAAAUUAAUAAGAUAAUCCAGCAGAAAUGCUUUAAUUAGAAAGUGACUUACAUGUUACUUUUUUUUAUGUCAAAGGGCAUUCAUUCAUCUGAUACAGAAAAAUAGUUGAUUCUCAUUUCCCCUACAUCAUCUUUAUAAAUUCUGUUCGGAUUUGAGUUUAAAUAAUCUGUGACUACUGCAUCCUGCUGAUCUUUGUAUAUAGUUUACUUAAAUUACUUUGGUGCAACAAUACCCAAAUGUCAUGUGGGUUUGUCAUUUACAUCUUCCUAUUUCUUAUGAAUUACAAUGAUAUAGUAACUUGUUUUGUAAUUUAGACUGAAAUUGUGAAAUUGUAUGUCUGCUUGAAUUACUUUGGUGCUACAGUGUCGUGCAAGAGCUUGUCAUUUAUAUAAGAGCAUUUUUAUUUGGUGUAUCAGACGACAUAUACACAGUUUCAGGAUUAAAUCUUCUUUCAGUCGUAGGUUUCUUUUCCUCUGUUACAUAGCACAUAUUUUGCCUCUGGUAGUAAUUUGUAUAUGUGGAAAAUGCCUAGUUGGACCAUGACUGUAAGUCUCUCUAUACAGUGAGUCAAUUCAAAGAUCAUAGGAAAGCAAGUGCAUAUCAUUCCCAAUACAAUCAUGUGUAGUAAAGCACUGUGGUGUUCAUACCUAGCUUUGGGAUGAAGACAGCUUUACCUUACAUUUAGUUACCAAUAUAUUUAAUUUAGAAUGUAAAAAUCUGACGAUAAUGGGAAAGCUCCUUUGCUAAAUGCCAAUGUUUCAAUUUUGCCACCUGGUCAAAAAUUUCAUCAUGAACAAAUUAACUUUUCCUGUAUACAAUUUAAUUAUGGGAAUAGCAUCAUUAAUCCUGCCUUCUGCUUAAAUUUCUUAGAUUGACUGAAGUGUAAUCUUUGCUCUAUUAAGGCACAGUAUGAGACUGUAAAUUAUAAUUAGAGACUACAGGGGACGAUCUAAAAUUCUCAUUCAGCACAACUAACAAUUUGCAGAAUGUUCUUUGACACAAGUAUGGUCUCAAUGGUGUUGUGGUUCAGACAUUUCUAAGGUCAUUGGAAUUGUGCUAAAUCUGUAUGUUGACUGUAAUUUUGCAAGAAUCUGCUUUUUCUUUCAAGCAGCUUCUUUAAUGUAAUGGUUGAGGACCUGUCAAAAGAAGGGUGGGUGGGGGGUGGGAGGCAGCUAUCCAAGUCAAGUGUAGUUGGUGCUUAAAGAAACUACUUAUGGUAAAAAAAAAACACUCUAGGACAUUGAUUGUAAGUAAUAGUUUACAUGUUGUUACCUUUUUUGGAAAAUAUUGCUCCUGCUGGUUCUUCAGUACCUCCUCACAUUAAAAAUAACAAGUUUCCUCUGAAGGAAGCAUUGUUCUUUUUUCAUUUAUUGUUUGUAAAUAAAAGAACUAAUUGGUUAAUCAUUGGAUGUAAUUUAAUGUUACUACUCUUGAGAAACAGUGCCCAGGUAUGGUAUUAUGAAUAUCUGAAGAGCCAUUUACAAAUUAGCAUUCCCUAGAAUGUGCAAAUUGCUUACAGUUCUCUUCUGUUACAUAUCUUCAGAGGCCUUAGGUCACUCAAUUCUUAAAAAAAUGCUUGAAACCCUGGUGUUCAUUUGCUUUUUGUGAGUGGAGUCCUGUUGGUUAAUCCCCUUGUCUUCAGCAUUCGUUUCAUAUUCAUGGAUUUGGGACAUAAGUCAACUAUAGUUGUGUUAUUGUCAACAUUAUACCUUUCAGCUUCUGGGAACCAUUAAAUUUAUUACUCACACUUCACAAAGAAGAACUAACAUAGCCAGUGUACGCUCAUAGUCAGACACCGUUUGUUGCAAGACGGAGACACAGCAUAACACUCAUGGGGUAGAGAAAUAAUUGUUGUCUAGAUGAUCUGGCAGUACUUCUGUAAUUCUUUGUAGCUUUCAGCUAAAUUCAGUUUUAAUAUUCUUGACAGUGCAAGAAUCUCUCAUUUCAUUUAUGCUAUAUGAGCAGUGGAACAUAGAUAUUGUCUUUCUUAACACAUGAUGAAAAUAUGUAAUGGUCUCUAUUGUAAGUACUAACAUUAUUCUUUGACCUCACUUCAUUACUGAAUAAAUUUCUUUUACACUGUUUAACUGAUCUGACAUUAACAAUAAAGUAAUGUAGCUUUGAAAUACACUGCUGUUGAAUUAAAAAUUUAAUUGCAAUUGAGCUUAUUUUCAAUAACUGGCAACAAGAAAGUGCCUACAAGUUGCUAAGAAUAAAGUAACCAACUGGUCAAGAUUGUUAAUCUUAUUUUUUUUACUAAAACAAUUUGCUCUCCUGACGGACAAAACUGGUAGGCACCGUUUCUGGAGAUGAACAUGUACAUAUUGACUUUCAAGCUGAUCAAUAUUCAUUUGUGUUUUUAUUGCCUUUAACAAUGACACAUUUUAUCUCAAGAUGGUUACAGCAGCUCCAAUUGCCAAUUACCUAAUUUUAAGAGAUUGAAAACUGACAUGGGUUUUCUAUUAUUGUUAAUGUUUAGAACAUAAUCAGAAUAUUGAAAGUUAAAAAUGUAUUGUCUGUUUCAGUUCAUAAUUUCUUGACAGAUGUUCAUUGUAUAUAAAAAUGUCAAUAUGUUGAAAUAGUGCCUUAACUGAUGAACUUGAAUAUUUGUUACAUGUGCUGUUCAAUAGAAUGUUUUUUUAAAGAUAUUUUUAAUACGUUGUAAUCAUGUUACUUUGCACUGCCACUGAAUUGUUGUCACAAUAAAAUAUAAUUGUUA
Molecule: messenger RNA, 10827 nt
Organism: Schistocerca americana (American grasshopper)
Lineage: Eukaryota; Metazoa; Arthropoda; Insecta; Orthoptera; Acrididae
Gene: Ask1
Product: mitogen-activated protein kinase kinase kinase 15
Exons: 26
Coding region: 508-4707 (1399 amino acids)
Biological process (GO): MAPK cascade; protein phosphorylation
Molecular function (GO): protein kinase activity; ATP binding
Source: RefSeq, a predicted model, not a curated record